Messenger RNA from Pochonia chlamydosporia 170, 795 nucleotides. Its product is annotated as glutathione S-transferase II. The record is from RefSeq and is a predicted model, not a curated record. The coding region runs from base 1 to 795 and encodes 264 amino acids. Lineage: Eukaryota; Fungi; Ascomycota; Sordariomycetes; Hypocreales; Clavicipitaceae. The transcript is spliced from 2 exons.
AUGGCCCGUCCCACUGGUCUCAUUGCCUCCAAGGGCAUUGAACUUCUCACUUGGAGCACGCCGAACGGGUACAAGGCAAGCAUCCUCCUUGAAGAGCUGAAGGAGGCCUACGGCUUGCAGUAUACAUCCCAGGGUAUCAACAUCGGCCAAAACAUCCAAAAGGAACCUUGGUUCACGGCCAUUAACCCCAAUGGUCGCAUCCCAGCCAUUGUUGAUCAUGACCAUGGCGAUCUAGCUGUGUUUGAGGGCAACGCCAUAUUGUCCUACCUGUCUCGCCGGUAUGACACGGAGAAGCUCUUCUCCUUUGCCGCAGACGAUGAUGACUAUACACGUGCAGAGUCCUGGAUCGGCUGGCAGCACGGUGGUCUCGGUCCCAUGCAGGGGCAAGCCAACCACUUCGUUCGUGCGGCCAAGGAGAAGAUUCCUUACGGGAUGCAGCGCUACGUUGGGGAGACGGAGCGGCUGUACGGCAUACUCGAUGCCCGCCUCAAGGACCGCGACUAUGUCGUAGGUCCCGGCCGGGGCAAAUACAGCAUUGCUGAUAUCGCUCUCCUGGGAUGGGUCAACGCUCUCCGAGGCACCACCAUUUCCAUUGAGCAGUUCCCCUCUGUCAAGGCGUGGCUGGAACGUUGCUGGGAGCGUCCAGCCGUGCAAAAGGGCUUCCAAGUUCCUUCUGCGCCGUCCUCGUCCGCUCUCAAGCCCCAGGUGGGCGAGGUGGCCGAAAAGACGCAGGAACUCAAGGAACUAGUUGACAAGGCCAAGAAACAGUACGGCUAUGUUUAUUCAUCUCCCUAA